This is a messenger RNA of Monascus purpureus, 900 nucleotides long. The record is from the annotation of a GenBank genome assembly. NCBI's taxonomy places the organism in Eukaryota, Fungi, Ascomycota, Eurotiomycetes, Eurotiales, Aspergillaceae.
AUGGUAUGCUUGAACCCUGGCAAGCUUAAGGAAACAUUUGUGCAGAUAUCUCUUCUAAGCCCGCACGAUGGUUCUCACAAAUUAGCAGAGGUCUCCCGUCCAGACUCAAAGAGUCCUGAGACGGCUCCGGCAACAAUCACUGACGUCAAGCAUCUGUCCUCUUACAACUGGAUGGAUGUUUCGGCGCCAACAAUUGCUUACCCCGGUAGCCUACCAUUGUGGUCUCCUCCAAAGAAGCCUCAAAAGCUGGAAAAAGACUCUGGCCUGAUUUUCGUGGCUCAAAAUGCAGCUCGCCAUCCGGACAGUCCCAUGGAACCCCUCUUUCGCGCCUUGUAUAUCGCCGACCCUUCGUUCGAUAUCCAUAUAGUGGAUUUCGUGACUGAUCGAAACAAUAUUCGCGAGCUUCUGUCGUUCAUUAAUCCCAACCUAGGAAAAAGGUUUCUCGAGCCACACGACUUCAGGGGUUUUGGCCACGCGUUCGAGAAGGCAUAUACGACAAGCCAGUUAGACGGUAGUGCUGGACACCAUCGAAUCAUCUCGUACAGAUUCGGCGACAUGAAAUUCCUCGUGCGUCAUGAAACAGACGGGUACGUUGAUAUCCCUUCGCAGCUAUCGACUCGUGCCAAGGGGCCAGAAAAUGACGAUUUAUCUAGCAUGCUAGAAUCUUUGUCUCUUGAUUCAAAUAUUGGCCCCUCCUACCCUGUUCCCAUCGAUUUCAAGUUGAUUAUCAAAGAAGUCGGCAAAGUGGUACCAAUCGAAUCGGCUCCUGAGCUUAAAACGUGUGUCUUUCACAAACCGAUCCAUAUCGAAGAGGUUCUCCCACAGCUAUGGGUAUCCCAAACACCAAAUCUCAUGGGAAAAAAGAAUAUCAAGUGGAUCUCAGAAAGCUGGUCACAGUAA